Molecule: messenger RNA, 515 nt
Organism: Mercurialis annua (annual mercury)
Lineage: Eukaryota; Viridiplantae; Streptophyta; Magnoliopsida; Malpighiales; Euphorbiaceae
Product: LYR motif-containing protein At3g19508
Exons: 2
Coding region: 68-316 (82 amino acids)
Source: RefSeq, a predicted model, not a curated record
AAAUCACUCCUCCCGCCACAAAAAAUAUUCAGUCAAACCGCAAACGACCGUCGUUAGAAAACAAAAGAUGCAGAAAGCACUGAAAGUUUACGGCGGAGUUCUCAGGCUAGUACGGCAACUACCGGCCGACACAAGGCCUUAUUACGCUAAAUUCGCGCGCGAAAACUUCGUUAACUUCAGGGAAGUUGAUGCAAAUGACGAUACUGCCCUCAACGAGCACUUUCGCCGAGCUUAUAAUCACUCUAUCUGGGUCCUCAACAAGUAUUCGGUUAAUGAAUCAGUUGCUGAUGAGUUGAAGAAGAUAUGCUGUGGUUAGUGUUUUGAAGAGGAGAAUAUUUUGCACGCCAGGUGUUUGUUAAAAUGCUCCAAUGAGUGAAAAACAGAGUUUUUAUUAUGUUUUACAGUUUGUGAUAUUAAAUUUGUUUUGGAGUGUUUUUUCUUUAAAUGGAUACUAAAUGGGUUUAUUUUUUUUGAAUAAUUAUGAAUAACUCAGAAAUUGAUUUGAUUUGGUUGAA